AUGGAGAGGCUCGUCCGCGGCGCAGGGGUAACGAACCCUUCCCCUGCAGGCAUGGCAGCCCUGCACGAAGCUGUGCUCACCGGGAACCUGGACUGCGUCAAGCUCCUGGUGCGAUACGGCGCCGACAUCCACCAGAGGGACGAGAACGGCUGGACACCGCUGCACAUGGCCUGCAGCGACGGCUACGCCGACAUCGCCAGGUGA
This is a messenger RNA of Mesitornis unicolor (brown roatelo), 204 nucleotides long. RefSeq names its product protein phosphatase 1 regulatory subunit 27-like. The record is from RefSeq and is a predicted model, not a curated record. Bases 1 to 204 code for a protein of 67 amino acids. NCBI's taxonomy places the organism in Eukaryota, Metazoa, Chordata, Aves, Mesitornithiformes, Mesitornithidae. The transcript has a single exon. Gene Ontology annotation, molecular function: phosphatase binding.